GCGAGGCCAGCGGGCUAACUGCUCGCAAUUCGAGUUGCGCCUUUGAUCGUACCACAACUGCACCCGGGCCACCGAAAACCACCGGAAGAGAAAUAAUCCUCCAAGAUGAAAGCCUCACUAGCUCUAGUGUUCUGUGUUAUUGUCGGUCUUGCGGCCGCCGCCCCUGAAAAAACCUACACCAACAAGUACGACAGUGUCAACGUGGAUGAAGUUCUGACCAACAACCGAGUGUUGGGUAAUUAUCUUAAGUGCCUGAUGGACAAGGGCGCAUGCACACCAGAGGGCCGUGAACUGAAGCGUCUUCUACCCGACGCCCUGCAUUCCGACUGCUCAAAGUGCACGGAGGUCCAACGCAAAAACUCACAGAAGGUAAUCAACUACCUUCGCGCCAACAAAGCCGCCGAAUGGAAGCUGCUCCUGAACAAGUACGAUCCCCAAGGCAUCUACAGAGCAAAGCACGAGGGACACUGAGCGCUUUGCUCGUCCAGCAUCUGCAGCCAAAUGCACUCAUUUCACAUGAACCUAAUUUAAACCUGAGAUCCACAGUAAAGAUUUUAGUUUUUUAUACUUAAA
This is a messenger RNA of Drosophila sechellia, 573 nucleotides long. RefSeq names its product Pherokine 3 (gene Phk-3). The record is from RefSeq and is a predicted model, not a curated record. The coding region runs from base 106 to 471 and encodes 121 amino acids. Lineage: Eukaryota; Metazoa; Arthropoda; Insecta; Diptera; Drosophilidae. The transcript is spliced from 2 exons.